AUGAGAUCAAUCAAAUGUGUUGUGGUGGGAGACGGUGCAGUUGGUAAGACGUCUUUGCUUAUAUCGUACACCACAAAUACCUUUCCGCAGGAUUAUAUCCCAACAGUUUUUGAUAAUUAUUCUACAACGGUUCUAUUGCCAAAUCCGUAUUUCGAUGAGGAAAGUGAUGAUUCUAAGGACGAUUCUCAAUUGUUCAAGUUGAACUUGUGGGAUACUGCUGGCCAGGAAGAGUAUGAUCGUUUGAGACCAUUGUCAUAUCCUCAGACAGAUGUUUUCCUUGUGUGUUUUUCGAUUAGCGAGCCAAGUUCAUUGAAAAAUGUCGUUGAUAAAUGGUGUCCUGAGAUACUUCAAAAUUCUGGUUUAGAGAGCACAGAUUUCUACAAGAAAUUGGGUAAAUACCCAAUUUUUCUCGUUGGUACAAAGUCUGAUUUGCGAGAAUCAGCAGGUGAGGCAGAAAGAUUGAAGGAAUUGAAUUCUGAUUUUGUCUCACAAGAUGAGAUCGAUAGUGUCGUUAAACAAUGUGGUUUUAUCGGUUAUGUUGAAUGCUCUGCAGCAACUCAAUCAGGUGUGAGGGAAGUCUUUGAGCAGUCGGUUUCUUCGGUUGUUUAUGACCCAGAAAAAGUUGAUAAAGACAAAUUAAGAGCUGAAAGGAAGCAAGUAAGAGACCAGCAACAGCAAAAUGAAAAGGAGCAGCAGCGUCAACUAGCACAAGAACCAAUUCAAGGACAGCAGCAGCAGCAAAAACAGAAGCAACAACAAAAAGUUUUAUAUGAAAACUCUGCGGAGAGCACAGUGAAGCCGCAGAAGAAGAAGAGAAUAACCCCUGCCUCUGGUGUAAAAUAUCUGAAAAAGUUAAAGAAGAAAUCAACUUGUGCUAUACUGUAA
Molecule: messenger RNA, 885 nt
Organism: Zygotorulaspora mrakii
Lineage: Eukaryota; Fungi; Ascomycota; Saccharomycetes; Saccharomycetales; Saccharomycetaceae
Gene: RHO5
Product: Rho family GTPase RHO5
Exons: 1
Coding region: 1-885 (294 amino acids)
Biological process (GO): actin filament organization; regulation of cell shape; establishment or maintenance of cell polarity
Cellular component (GO): plasma membrane; cell cortex; cytoplasmic vesicle
Molecular function (GO): protein kinase binding; GTP binding; GTPase activity
Source: RefSeq, a predicted model, not a curated record